Scleropages formosus (Asian bonytongue) is the source of this 883-nucleotide messenger RNA. RefSeq names its product mitochondrial ribosomal protein L13 (gene mrpl13). Gene Ontology annotation, molecular function: mRNA binding; structural constituent of ribosome. The record is from RefSeq and is a predicted model, not a curated record. NCBI's taxonomy places the organism in Eukaryota, Metazoa, Chordata, Actinopteri, Osteoglossiformes, Osteoglossidae. The coding region runs from base 99 to 638 and encodes 179 amino acids. Gene Ontology annotation, biological process: negative regulation of translation; translation. The transcript is spliced from 7 exons. Gene Ontology annotation, cellular component: mitochondrial large ribosomal subunit; ribosome.
UUCAGCCGACUGCUUCAGAAGGUUGCGCCAGCCGUGAGUUUGAGGAGCAAGAAAUGUGAAAGGGUUGUGUAAAAGUGUUUCUCACAAAUAGUCUGAAAAUGUCCAGUUUCACUAAAUCUGCACAGCAAUGGGCUACGUUCGCCAGAUCGUGGUAUUUGAUUGAUGCCAGGAUGCAGCCUCCGGGAAAGAUUGCUACCAUGUGCUCAGUCAGGCUGCAGGGGAAACACAAACCCAUCUAUCAUGCACUGAGUGACUGCGGGGAUCACGUCGUGGUCAUGAACACCAGACACAUUGCCUUCUCUGGGAACAAAUGGGAACAGAAGGUCUACUCCUCUCACUCAGGAUACCCAGGAGGUUUCAAGCAAGUCACAGCUGCCCAGCUCCAUCACAAAGACCCCAAAGCGAUCGUCAAGUUGGCCAUCUACGGGAUGCUCCCCAGGAACCUUUUGAGAAGGACCAUGAUGCAGAGGUUACACCUCUUUCCAGAUGAUGAUAUCCCAGAGGACAUUCUGCGCAACCUGACAGAGGAGCUGCCACAGCCUCGCAGGAUUCCCCGGAAACUGAGCGAAUACACCCAGGAGGAGCGAGAUGCCUUCCCAAGAAUCUGGGUCCCGCCCGAAGACUUCAGGAUGAAAUGAGUUGUCCAGCCGGACACUAGAGGUGCUGCCUCCCAUCCCACAAACCUUGCGGAGUCUUCAGCGCAUGGCCACGGGUCGCCGUUAACGUCAAACACGCAGCAGGCCGCUGUCCUCAACCGCUGUCCACUGUUUUGCAUGAAAUAAAGUUUUUGUGACAAAACAUUAAACAGGACUUCAAUUGAUGACACCGAAAAAUGGCGGUCGGCCCUGCAGUUUAAAUAUGCGGCUAUAUUUCAUUCCGUGUG